AUGGCCCAAGCCGUAUCUUUCACAAGUCAACAAUCAGAUGGUCCCACAUCCCUCAAUGAAGCAUUGACUACGAAAGCUGAGGUCAAUGUAGACCCUACUCAUUCUGGACGAACAGCGCUCCAGGAUGCGGCAGCAGGAGGACAUCUUGAUAUGGUGGAGAGACUGUUGACCGCGGGAGUUGAUGUCAAUGCAGACCAAAUACAUGCACAAACAGCGCUUCAGGCUGCGGCAGCAGGAGGACAUCUUAAUGUGGUGGAGAGACUGUUGGAUGCGGGAGCUGAUGUCAAUGCACACCCUGUUAGUUCUGGACGAACGGCACUCCAGGCUGCUGCAGAAGGAGGACACCUUGAUGUGGUGAAGAGACUACUGGCUGCGAAAGCUAAUGCCGAUGCGCCCCCUGCUCAUCAUGGUGGACUAACGGCUCUCGAGGCUGCAGCAGGAGGAGGAUACCUUGAUGUGGUGGAGGAACUACUGGCUGCGAAAGCUGAUGUUAGGGUGGCCCUUUUACUUUAUCCUGGAGGAACAGCAAUCUAUGCUGCGAUGGAAGGAGGACACCUUGAUGUGGUAGAGAGACUUCAACGGGAACUCUGA
Molecule: messenger RNA, 591 nt
Organism: Penicillium taxi
Lineage: Eukaryota; Fungi; Ascomycota; Eurotiomycetes; Eurotiales; Aspergillaceae
Product: ankyrin repeat domain-containing protein
Exons: 1
Coding region: 1-591 (196 amino acids)
Biological process (GO): positive regulation of transcription by RNA polymerase II
Cellular component (GO): nucleus
Molecular function (GO): protein binding; transcription cis-regulatory region binding
Source: RefSeq, a predicted model, not a curated record